GAAUCGGGGUGUCGUUUGUAAACGCUUCUGAAUCGUAGAGACAGAAUUACGCCUAGAAAGGCAAGGACGGGACAGAAAUAAGCUGAACUAAUAGCUUGGCUUUGGGGUUUCCACGAAAAAAAAACGAGUUUAAAGUCGCUGAUAAUUAGCGGACUCAGGCGGAGCGCUGCUGCGCAUGCGCGGGACGUCAACGGGGAAACAAACUUCGACAUCGACAGGCUCCAUCAGCUUCACCAUGGAGGAGGAAGAAGCCCCCGUAGAUGGCGAGGUGGAGACCCCGUCUGCAGAGACCUACGCCGCUGAGGCCUACGCCGCUGAGGCCAUGGCUGCAGACAUGGACCCUUGGAUCACGUUCGACUCCAGGAGAACCCCGAGGUCCGAGUUCGAAGGCUGGCUGGAGACCUACAGACCCUCUCAGGUGUGCAGGUUUGGGGACGAGGAAGGCCGGGCCAACGCCGUGGGGUGGAUCGCCGUCUACGGCCCGACCUUCUGCCCCGGCAGUGGGGACGUGUCAAGUCUCCAGGAGAGCUGGGAGAAACUUUUGGCUGGCUCCAGGCCCGUCAAUUUCCAGACGGUCAAGGAGCUGGCCCUGAACCACGGCGUGCUCACGGGCAAGUGGCUCAUGCACUUGGACUCGGGUUUCAAGGUAGAUCACGCAUGGGAGUGCGUGGCCAGGGCCACAGUGGAAGGAAAGAUCUCCUCCGUUAAGGUCAGCCCGUAUAAUCCCAAGAGCGACGCCAAGCAGGUCAUUUGUGCCUACAAUGAGAACUUCACGGAUGAGAGCGAGGUCAUGAGGCUGGAUUCGGUCAUCCGUGCCACGGGGGUCAAGUGCCCCCUCUCCUACAAGCCGGACGUGUACUCGUACCUGGGGAUCUACAGGAACAACCGCUGGAAGAUGUGCCCCACCAUAUACGAGAGCAAAUUCGACCUGGAGUGCGUCCCCAGGCGCUCGCACAUUAUCAACAAAGUCACCAACCUGGAGGUGACAUGAGUGGAUGGAGGACUGGCCGUGCAUCCCAGCUGCUGGGCUGUGCAGUACUGACAUUACUGUGUUCAGUGUUCACCUCCAGUUCUUCCUUUCUUGCUAAAACAAUCUUGGCUUUCUGAUUUUUAACUGACCUCAGUGGUGGGUUUGUUUUGGGUUUUUUUUGUACCAAGUAGAGAAGAACUGUCAAAAAUUCUUUCAUUUCUACGCAGUUUUAUGCAGUUCCAGUUUCUUUUCUACGUGGUCCUCGUUUCAGUUUUGUGCUGAACCACAGUUCCAGAGUUGCCAAAUAAAAGUCAAGCUUUGAAGUCCA
This is a messenger RNA of Salarias fasciatus (jewelled blenny), 1298 nucleotides long. RefSeq names its product chromosome 3 C11orf68 homolog (gene c3h11orf68). The coding region runs from base 176 to 991 and encodes 271 amino acids. The transcript is spliced from 2 exons. The record is from RefSeq and is a predicted model, not a curated record. NCBI's taxonomy places the organism in Eukaryota, Metazoa, Chordata, Actinopteri, Blenniiformes, Blenniidae.